Molecule: messenger RNA, 6237 nt
Organism: Colossoma macropomum (tambaqui)
Lineage: Eukaryota; Metazoa; Chordata; Actinopteri; Characiformes; Serrasalmidae
Gene: gria4b
Product: glutamate receptor, ionotropic, AMPA 4b
Exons: 16
Coding region: 150-2864 (904 amino acids)
Biological process (GO): synaptic transmission, glutamatergic; monoatomic ion transport; modulation of chemical synaptic transmission
Cellular component (GO): postsynaptic membrane; dendritic spine; plasma membrane
Molecular function (GO): transmitter-gated monoatomic ion channel activity involved in regulation of postsynaptic membrane potential; AMPA glutamate receptor activity
Source: RefSeq, a predicted model, not a curated record
CGGAGUUGCACCAGGGUUUCGCGCCACUGCGGGGGCCAAAAAAAAACCCAGUAACAAAAAUGGAUUGCUAACAUCGCUUCUCCUUUCUUGUCCUUUCUCCCACCUGACGUCAUGCUCAAUGUCUCGCAAUAGUUUUUAACCCAACAAAAAUGAGGAUUUCUUGUCGUCGUCUUCUGCUGGUCUUCUCUUGCGUUUGGGGUCUCACUAUGGGCGCCUUUCCGAGCAGCGUUCAGAUCGGCGGACUGUUUAUCAGAAACACAGAUCAGGAGUACACUGCCUUUCGCUUGGCCAUAUUUCUGCACAACACGAGCCCCAAUGCGUCGGAGGCACCCUUUAACCUGGUGCCCCACGUGGACAACAUCGAGACGGCCAACAGCUUCGCCGUGACCAAUGCCUUCUGCUCACAGUACUCAAGGGGCGUGUUUGCCAUUUUCGGCCUGUAUGACAAGCGCUCCGUACACACGCUGACGUCAUUCUGCGGAGCACUCCACAUCUCCCUCAUCACCCCCAGCUUCCCCAUCGAGGGCGAGAGUCAGUUUGUCCUGCAGCUGAGACCCUCCAUACGGGGGGCACUGCUCAGCAUCCUGGACCACUAUGACUGGAACCGUUUUGUCUUCCUCUAUGACACCGAUCGGGGAUAUUCCAUCCUGCAGGCCAUCAUGGAGAAAGCAGGCCAGAAUGGCUGGCAGGUCAGCGCGAUCUGCGUGGAGAACUUCAAUGACGCCAGCUACCGACAGCUCCUAGAGGACCUGGACCGUAGGCAGGAGAAAACAUUUGUGAUAGACCUGGAACCAGAGAGACUUACUAACAUGCUGGAGCAGAUUGUGAGCGUCGGCAAGCAUGUCAAAGGCUACCAUUACAUCAUGGCAAAUUUGGGCUUUAAAGACAUCAAUCUGGAGCGUUUCAUGCAUGGUGGGGCGAAUGUGACAGGUUUUCAGCUAGUGGACUUCAGCAAUCCCAUGGUGAUUAAGCUCCUGCAGCGUUGGAACAAGCUGGACCAGCGCGAGUACCCUGGCUCUGACAGCCCGCCCAAGUACACCUCCGCUCUGACAUACGACGGUGUGAUGGUGAUGGCGGAAGCCUUCAGGAAUCUACGCAGGCAGAAGGUGGACAUCUCCCGCAGGGGCAACGCUGGAGACUGCCUGGCAAACCCUGCAGCCCCCUGGAACCAGGGUAUUGAUAUGGAGCGGACACUCAAACAGGUCCGGCUCCAAGGAUUAACAGGAAAUGUCCAAUUCGACCACUACGGACGCAGAGUCAACUACACCAUGGAUGUGUUUGAGCUGAAAAACAACGGCCCCAGAAGAAUUGGCUAUUGGAAUGAUGCUGAUAAGUUGGUUCUGAUCCAGGAUCAAGCCUUGCUUCCAAACGAAACCUCUGGCAUGGAGAACAGAACUGUAGUUGUGACAACCAUCAUGGAAGGACCUUAUGUGAUGCUGAAGAAAAACUGGGAGAUGUACGAAGGUAAUGACAGGUAUGAGGGAUACUGCGUGGAUCUGGCCUAUGAGAUCGCCAAACACAUUGGCAUCAAAUACAAGAUCUCUAUCGUGCCAGACGGAAAGUAUGGAGCUCGGGACCCGGAGACCAAGAUCUGGAACGGCAUGGUUGGGGAGCUGGUGUACGGGAAAGCGGAAAUCGCUGUGGCCCCAUUGACUAUCACCCUGGUCCGGGAGGAGGUCAUUGACUUCUCAAAGCCCUUCAUGAGCUUGGGCAUCUCCAUCAUGAUCAAGAAGCCUCAAAAGUCCAAGCCGGGCGUGUUCUCCUUCCUGGACCCGCUGGCCUACGAGAUCUGGAUGUGCAUCGUGUUCGCCUACAUCGGCGUGAGCGUGGUGCUCUUCCUGGUCAGCCGCUUCAGCCCGUAUGAGUGGCACACCGAGGAGCCCGAGGAGGGCACCGACGGUCCGCCCAGUGACCAGCCCCCCAACGAGUUCGGGAUCUUCAACAGUCUCUGGUUCUCCCUAGGAGCCUUCAUGCAGCAGGGCUGCGACAUUUCACCCAGGUCACUGUCUGGCCGCAUCGUGGGAGGUGUGUGGUGGUUCUUCACCCUCAUCAUCAUCUCCUCCUACACGGCCAACCUGGCGGCCUUCCUCACUGUGGAGAGGAUGGUGUCGCCCAUUGAGAGUGCUGAAGACCUGGCCAAGCAAACAGAAAUAGCAUACGGCACUCUAGACUCAGGCUCCACCAAAGAGUUCUUCAGGAGGUCAAAGAUCGCUGUAUAUGAGAAAAUGUGGGGCUACAUGAAGUCGGCCGAGCCCACGGUGUUCACUAAGACCACAGCAGAGGGUGUGGCUCGGGUGAGGAAAUCGAAAGGGAAGUACGCCUUCCUGCUGGAGUCCACCAUGAACGAGUACACGGAGCAGCGCAAGCCCUGCGACACCAUGAAGGUCGGAGGCAACCUGGACUCCAAAGGCUACGGAGUGGCCACGCCCAAGGGCUCACCGUUAAGAAGUGCAGUUAACCUGGCAGUUUUAAAACUGAAUGAACAAGGCCUGUUGGACAAAUUGAAAAACAAGUGGUGGUACGACAAAGGAGAGUGUGGCAGCGGAGGAGGUGGUGAGAAGGACAAGAGCUCCCAGGCCCUCAGCCUCAGUAAUGUGGCUGGGGUCUUCUACAUCCUGGUGGGGGGCCUGGGCCUGGCCAUGCUGGUGGCCCUCAUCGAGUUCUGCUACAAGUCGCGAAACGAGGCCAAGAGAAUGAAGCUGACCUUCACUGAAGCCAUGCGGAACAAGGCUCGACUGUCAAUCACGGGGAGUGUUGGCGAGAAUGGGCGUGUCCUGACCCCUGACUGCCCUAAAGCUGUCCACUCUGGCCCCUCCCUGCGACAGAGCUCCGGACUGGCUCUGGUUUCAUCCGACUUGCCGUGAAAACCAAAAACGAUCAAGUGCCUUAAAAAUUUCCACAGAACCACGAAUAGCAGAACAACCAACCCAAACAGCAACAACAGUAUCGAGGUGAGCAAUCACCGUGACCAAUUUUUAGAAGGAUGAUCAGGGGGCCCUUCGGCUGCUUCAUACACUGAAAAACACUGGGGGAAAGGAUACAGAUUCACUGUGGGGUCGCAAUGAGAUAUGCGAGAGAUAUUUUCAGCACAGACAGCAACACGUCUGCAACCACCGCUUGCAGCCUCUGUAAAGAACUUGUGCUCAGGGAUGCACAAGCAGGAGCUAAAGAAGAGGACAAAGAGGGUAAGAGGACCACUAAACUGUAAUUCUGAAACACGACUUGACUUGAAUCGUUUGGCAAAACGCUUGUUCUAAUACCUGGCCAAACUAAAGCAUUGAGACAUAAAUCUCAAUAUGGAUAGCUAAUAUGGGCAUUCGAAUGUCCAAGAGGGUUUCUAUUGUAACAUGAAUAAUAAUAAUUCAAACAGUAUUAAUGAUACGUACUAAAAAACUGUGAAGAAAAGUAAAUGUAUAUUCUAUAAAAUUAUAACUGAAAAAAAUUAUUUACAUUGCUCUGUAAAUAGAAAUGAAGACUGUACAACUCGCUUGCUUUUUAAACAAAUGUAAAUAGCUGAUUCUGUAGUGGACAAAGUAUAAUUCUCUUUUAUAACCAUCUUUAGAAAAGAAUUCAUUGCAAUAAUGAAUAGAAAAUUGUGAAGAAACAAAAAAAUAAAAAUGGUUUAUUUAUAUAGACUUACAGUGUGUGAAAAUCUAUAAAGUGAAAACAAUGGGCAUGUUAUCAACUGCAGUGAAAAAGUGCUCAGCUGAAUCUGGGGGAAGGGCAGUUCUAUGAUAUAUCUGAAUAAAAGCCCUUCCCCUGCACCAUGCCCUGCAUACUCACUGUGCAGUUGUAGACCAUGGAACUUCUAGACUGUUUUAUUUUCCUCAGAAACAGACUUUAUUUUUUUUAGUUUACGUGGUUGGUCGAAUCACACAUGACAGUUGUUCAUGUCUGAAUUUUUUCAGUAGUUUACUAUUUCAGUGUCUGACCGUUUCAUUUUAGAGCAGCCAUGUGUUCAUGAAUGAAAUAACGAGAAUAUAUAUGUGGGUGGUAGGAAUUCUUAUGUUAAACAUGAUACAGGAAACAACUUUUCACUGAAGCUACUUUAUCAACUAAAAAAACAUAAAACGCGACAAAAAAGAGGGACAUGUAUAGAAAAGAAAACUCUGAAGACACUGUCGAGAGCCAUGGUCAGAGCCCAGCUUUGGCCUUUUCUACAAAACACUGUGUAACCUCAACCAGGCCUUUGAGCAUGUUCUCCUCCAGAACCUGUAGCAAUGGAGCCAUCUCCAGCCAGAGGAAUGAAUCCGUCCGCACAGGACGCUGGACUUUACGAGACAUCUGGACAUAAAGGACAAUGAAAGGACAUAAAGGCUUCAGGGCACCACAGUGGGACACUGACCUAUCCUCUUCAACCGACUACUGCCCAAACCUCCUUCAGAUCCACAUUUUACCUUACAAAGUGCAAUUUCUGCUCUGUUUUUAUGUUCAGAUGAAAGGCAACUACACAUACACCUCCAUAAACACAAAACCUCUCUCUGUAUUUCUCACAAUCUGCUUUUCUGUCUCUUUGUCAGUCUUUUUUCUGCUUCUUAAAUAGAGACAUGGAGCCCUCUAAAUGAAUCUACAAUAACACUUCCUAUAAAUGCUGUGUAUGUGAUACAUUAGAAAUUAUUAAGUAAGUACUUAUUACUAAAUACUUAGAGUUAAACACAUACCACAUUAUAAAGCAGGAAUAUGAUGCAUUAUGAAGACCAAUUACAUAAUAAAUAUGCUAUUAACAGUAAAUUACAAUAGUAUUGGAAUCAUAAAUGUUGCAUUGUAACUCAUGCUCUGGUUUUCUAUGUCUGAUUUGGGCGUAUGUUAUGAUGUAUUAAAAUAUAUGACUUUGGUUUGUCGUAGGACGUAAUAAAGCGUUUUUCUUUAAGAUCUAAUAAUGUAAGAUCUGAGAAUUUCCCAGUAUUAAUAAUGCACUGGAAACACUGCAGCGUAUGUUAUCAAACUGUUAAUGAACAAUAUUCUGUAACUUGUUUCAAAGGCUUUAUAUUCCUGCUUAUUAAUGUGUCGUGUACAUACUCAUGUAGCUGUAAGUGCUUUUAAUGGCUACGCCAUUCAUUACAAUUCAUGCCACAUAUUAUUAAAUGUCGUCAAGUUGCUUCUGACUCCCGGAAAAGUGAUGUCAGUUUCAAGCAUUCUCCACAAUAUCCUGUCUUCUGUAUGGGUUUUUAGGCUUCUCUUUAGGAUCUGUUCAUCCUAAUCUAAGCAUGACUGUCCUUUUCAAUGAAUUGUUGCUUCUCAUAUGUUCAGACUACAGAGUUUCAGUUUGGUUAAGUGGGAUAAGAGUGAGAGGUGAGGUUUGAUUUGGUCACAAAUCUAUUAGUUUGUUUUCCUUGCUGUCCAAGGUACUCUCAAAGUCUUCACCAACACCAAAGUUCAAAGGCAUCAGUAUUUUACCUGUCCUGCUUUUUAUUGUCCAGCUUUCACAUCCAUAAAGAACCACAGAAAAGACCACAGCCUGGACAGUCUUCACCUUUCUUUGUAGAUGCACAUCAAUACAUUAGAAGAUCUUUUCCAGAUCCUUCAUCCUUGUCCUGCUGAGUGCCAGUCUGUGUUGUAUUUUGACUGAUAGAUCCUUUGUUAUUAAUAAUUGAUCCAAGUAAGCAAAAGCUGUCCACCACUCCUACAUCUUCACCAUCAAUGCAUUCAUAAUGUAUUUCGUAUACAGUAUUCACAGGAAGUGUUGCUUAAUUUAUUCCCUCACAUCAGUUCAAAUCUGAAAAGUAUCAGUAAGCAUGAACAUCUUUUAUAAUUUACCAAUCUCAUAAACCAACCGCAAAACAUUCACAGACAGUCCAAGCACUGCAUCUCUGCAAAAGAUUAUUUACACAGAGCAAAUUUAUGUUGGACUCUGUGCUUAUGAAUGAAAGCUUUCCAUAUAUUAGGGUUCUUUUCUGAAAUGUAAUUUUGUGUAUUAGAGAAAAUGUGCUGGAUCAAGUGCAAUUUUUCCUUUCAUGUAGUAGGGUAGAUGUUGCCAGAAAAUGAGUUAUCAAGCAAAGUUCAGACCCCUGAAAAAGUUGUUUCAGUACUUCAGUACAGUGAGGAAGUUUGUUAUCACCACUUAAAACUCAAAUAGGUACAGCGGCCCUGGUACACAGUGAGAAUCAUUACAUGUCGAGGGGCCAUGAGCUUUGCUCUGUAGCUCUGUAAAGCUCAAAGGAGCUGAGUGUCCUACAUUGGCUAAAAUUGUAAAUAUUUAUUUUGAUCUUCAUUUUUUAGUAAAAUAUUAAUGCCAAA